Molecule: messenger RNA, 1476 nt
Organism: Alternaria rosae
Lineage: Eukaryota; Fungi; Ascomycota; Dothideomycetes; Pleosporales; Pleosporaceae
Exons: 4
Coding region: 1-1476 (491 amino acids)
Cellular component (GO): nucleus
Molecular function (GO): zinc ion binding; protein binding; histone methyltransferase activity
Source: RefSeq, a predicted model, not a curated record
AUGUCAAAUCGCGUUCAGAAUGGCGAUGAGCAGUAUCUAGUACGCUGGACGUCAGAAACGUUGACCACGAAGCCACCGCUCAGCUGGCAUUCGGUUAAAGACCUAGUGCGGUGUCUAGAGAAGAUCCAAGACUACCUCGAAGUGAGGGAGAAGAAUCUACCGCUACCUUCGACUUCGGCGACACAAGUUUCCAGGAAAAGGAAGAGUCCGAGUGAGGGUUCAUCGUAUGACCGCCGCUCUUCACCCUUCGAUCGCCGACUACAAGAGAGCCAUACGCCGUCACUCUCUCGAUCUUCAUCCGUAUCAUCCGCAGCAACAAUCACGUCUUCAGUCAGUGACAUAUACAACGGCGUCUUGGAUGCUAAUCAAUAUGGCUAUAUAUUCUGCCGCCAGGUCUCAGGUCACGACAUACCCGAACUUGACAUUCGUACUGUGUCCACGCCAGAGAUGAACCGCAUUGCGCAUCGUUCUAGUGUCGACAAAGCGCUUACGUACAUCCGAAAUGAGUAUGUCCGGAGACUAGCGAAAGUUCCAGGCAAACCCAUUCACUUGUUCAAUGUGGUAGACAGAGCCACUCCUUCACUGCGCUUCCGGUACAUCUCCGAAUAUGUGCUAGAUGAGCAACAAGGUAUCUACCGUGCGUCAGUCGAAACACAGCAAGGGUGUCAACAGUGUUCGCCGCACAUGGGUCGUGACAUCGGAUGCGAGUACACGAAGAGGUGUGAUUGUCUCGAAUAUGCCGCAGUAGAUGAAAGCCGCCUGGAUGAGGAAGGCAGGCGAGAAUAUCAACUUGCUCUCGAGAACGGAGAUUCAACAAUGGGAUUUCCAAAGAAAUUCCCUUACUUUGCCGAGGGCACAAAACGAGAGAAGACUGGCUGCCUAGUACCCUUCUACCUCAACUCCCGUCGUCCAAUCUACGAGUGCAACGACCGGUGCAAAUGCGGUCCCAAGUGUCGCAACAAGAACGUUCAGUUCGGGCGACAAGUCGAGGUCGAGAUCUUUAGGGCGAACGACGGGCGUGGCUGGGGUCUCCGUUGCAAACAAGAUCUGCAUGAAGGCCAGUUCAUCGACACCUACCGCGGAGAGGUCAUAACCGACGCGGAAGCCACUCAUCGCGAAACCUCGUCUUCGAAAGCAAAAGCAUCCUACCUCUACUCCCUCGACAAGUUCGCGGAAUCUGAAGGUCUUGAAGAAGAAGACCUCUACGUUGUGGAUGGUGAGUUCAUGGGCGGACCAACAAAAUUCAUCAAUCACUCAUGUGAUCCGAAUUGCCGGCAGUACACGGUUUCGUACAACAAGCACGAUCCGAGAGUUUAUGACAUCGCGUUCUUUGCACGAAGGUUCAUUCCAAAAGGUGAAGAACUGACGUUUGAUUAUCUCGACAAGGAAGAGGAGGAGGAGAUGGACGAGCCGGGAGAGGGGGCGCUUCCUUGUCUUUGUGGUGCGGAGAAUUGCCGAAAGUGGCUUUGGACGUAA